UUCCAAAUAGAUAAAUUCUGUGUAUUGAUUAAAUCAAAACUUGAGGCGUCUGAAGAUAAACAGAUGUUAAAACCGCACAUAAAUAUUAACAUCAAUUUUUUUUUUCAUCCACAGGUGCCCAGUAACAAAAGCUUGAAGACAUGUCCCUGGAAGAGAAAUUCAACGAAUCUGCCGAACGGGUGAAGACCUUCACCAAGCGGCCCACGGAUCAGGAACUGCUGGAACUGUACGCCCUCUACAAGCAAGGCACCGUGGGGGACAACAACACCGACAAGCCGGGAAUGUUCGACCUCAAGGGAAAGGCCAAGUGGCAGGCGUGGUCCGACAAGAAGGGCACCACCCAGGACGCCGCCAAGGAAGCCUACAUCAAGCUGGUCGAGGAAUUGACCGCCAAGUACCAGUGAA
This is a messenger RNA of Uranotaenia lowii, 405 nucleotides long. RefSeq names its product acyl-CoA-binding protein homolog 1-like. The record is from RefSeq and is a predicted model, not a curated record. Lineage: Eukaryota; Metazoa; Arthropoda; Insecta; Diptera; Culicidae. Gene Ontology annotation, biological process: fatty acid metabolic process. Gene Ontology annotation, molecular function: long-chain fatty acyl-CoA binding. Bases 141 to 404 code for a protein of 87 amino acids. The transcript has 2 exons.